UUGAUCAGCUCGGAUUAUUUAAUCAACGGGAGAGUUUAGUCUCAGCCUCUCUCCACAUUAUCGACUUUUCGGAGCAUUCUCAAAACGCAUGCGCACAGCCAGAAGACGCCAUCUGCAGAAAAACGUCGCAACUAAAAAAAGAAACGCCGCCAUUUUGACAUUUGUUUGGCUUUGUGUUCUACAAUAAAAGUUAUCAUGUAAUUAAUCCGUACAAGAUAUUAUUCUGCAUAUUUCCGCUACCGAACUAUACCGCCGGUGCAUCGGAUGAAUAAAUUCUAACGCAUCAGUGAGAAUCGCAUUCAUUAUGCAGCGAAAAAAUCAAUAAUGUACCAGUGCCGCUUUUUUACUUUCGCGUUACAAAUUAUCUCAAUAAAUCGUUAAUUAAUUUAGAAAAAAUGUAUUAAAUAUCGCGUACGUUUAUUUCGAAGUGAUUUUAAUGUGUAUGAAUUGGAAAAUAACUGUGCUAUGUGGUGAAAAGUGGAUUACGAAAAAGGCGCGAAGUGUCACGCGCCUAUUUUUUUCUACGGGGACAUAUAACUAAAAUAAAGUGUCCAAAAACAUUAAAAAGGACUAUUACUAUGCGUUAUGUUCAUCAGGACGAACUAUUUAACUAGAAUUCCGGUUAUGUAUUACGUUCAACAAAUGGAAUAAGAGAUACUUUCUAAAAAUAAGUUCAUGUUAAGUUGCCCUCUAAUCUUGCGAUGCGGUUAAGAAGUAGAAAGAGGGAGCGGCCGCUCUCAAGUAAAAGGGGUUCAAAAGUAACUAAACUAAAGAAGAAGUCAGUUAAACCAAUAACUAAACCACCAAACGCGUGGAGGAGUAUCUUGAAGCGAGACGUGAAAAAUGUCGUUGAGGCACCUCAGUUCUGCAUCACGAGGUCACAGAAGUUAAAGACACGUCCUGUAAGAACGAAACUAAGCAUGGAGAAAGCUUUGGAGACAACGCACAAGAAGGCAAAGCACAAAGAUGAGAGUCGCACAAAGAAACCCAUCUUCCAGACUGUGGUUCGAAGCUCGACGAAAGACCCAGUCUCAUCCACCACGGCUGUGAAGGUCAAACCACAGAAUGACAAGAUCACAACCACAUCCAAGACCAAAGAGGUCCGAACAACAAAAAGUGUCCAGCUACGACACAGCUCUUUAAACCGCGAGCUGAAAAAAACCGAAGCUAUAUCCUCAGCCAUCAGUUCCCCUCGUAAGACACGACGCAUGGACAAAACUGACAAGUCAGCGUCGUUAAACAGCUCUCCCAUACGUAAAGUGCGUCAGAUUGGGAUAAUAACACCCAAAGUUACGAAAUCAUCGGUCAGUUCGACCAAUGAGAGCCCUAAAAAGCGGACGAAAAAAGCUCCCGUUGUCCCAGACACGAAUGGUUACUCUGAGGACAAUGACGUCACUAUGUAUGAGGCUCACACGACCACCUUCGUCGACUUCCCCGCCCAGAAGGCAGAAGAAUCCGAUUCAGAAGGACAAGUCGAGUCUUCUGAACUCUGCCUACCAAACGACUGCCUCAACGACUUUAUGGCUAUAGCUGAGUGUGCAAGACUGAUUAACGAGGACAUACCGGCUACAGAAGAAGAUAUCAACUUCUUGGCUGAUAAGGCAGCGAGGGUCAUGACUACGGAGAAGGCGGAGGAGAGGAAGUCUAGAAGCAGCUCCGUGGAUAAGAGAGUUAUGAAGAGGAGGAAGUCAAGCAAUGACCUGGAAAUGUAUCAGCCCACAUCAACUACUGAUGAUCUUGAUAAUUGUACUGAUUUUCUGACAAACGGGGAUAAGUAUGUUCAGCCGGACUUCGUGACGAUGCUAGAGCAGGACGGCUACGUCCGCGACAGUGAGUGCGAGAUAUCGUCGACGUGCGACACCCAGGGCACGGCCAUAGAGAGCCUGGAGGCGCUGUCGGCCCGGAGCCCGAGCUCAGGGUUCCUGGCCGAGAUCAGUCAGAGUCUAGCGGCUGAGGCGGCCGGAUGGAACGGAUCAGAUAUCGCCGCAGACGAAGCCUCGCUAGCAUGCCACGACGAGCAGUCACCGACAGACAUAGAGGAGGAAGCUGGCGACGUGAUCUCUUCGUGCAGCAACCGCGUGGACUGCGAGCAGAUAUCUUCCUGGGUGGACGCUUUCGACCCAUACUUGUUCAUCAAACAGUUGCCGCCGCUGGAGACCGUGGCCACGGGCGCCCUCCGCGCGCGCUACCCCGCGCUGCCGCUCAAGACUCGCACCAGCCCCGACUUCAGCCUGGUGUUGGACCUGGACGAGACGCUGGUGCACUGCUCGCUGCAGGAGCUGCCGGACGCCAGCUUCCACUUCCCUGUACUGUUCCAGGACUGCCGAUACACUGUGUUCGUCCGCACGCGGCCCCACUUCGCGGAGUUCCUGUCGCGCGUGUCGCGCGUGUACGAGGUGAUCCUGUUCACGGCCAGCAAGCGCGUGUACGCGGACCGCCUGCUCAACCUGCUCGACCCCGCCCGCCGCUGGAUCAAGUACAGAUUGUUCCGUGAGCACUGCUUGCUGGUGAACGGCAACUACGUGAAGGAUCUCUCGAUCCUCGGGCGCGACCUCCGCAAGACUGUCAUCGUCGACAACAGUCCACAGGCAUUCGGCUACCAGCUGGAGAACGGCAUCCCAAUAGACAGCUGGUUCGUAGACAGGAGUGACAACGAACUGCUUAAGCUGCUGCCUUUCCUCGAGCAUCUCGCUACUAAAGAUGACGUGCGUCCAUACAUCCGAGACAAAUACAAACUGUUCAGCUACCUGCCGCCGGACUAAGGCAGUCACAACACACCACUGUACAGACAAUUUGGAGAAUAGCCGGUCGAAACAGAUUCUACUAAGGUAAUAAACAUUCUUAUACAAACUAUAUGGGUAUGAAAUCUAAAAAACAACAACAUGUAUAUAUGUUGUAAUUGUGGAAAGAGAUAGCACUCUACGCAGUGUAUUACGUUGUCUUGCUUCCACAAACAUUAAUAUUACUUGACGUGAUGGUAAAUCAAAACGAAAAUACGCUGUUUGUUAAGAUUUUAAUAUUCAUAUAGUUUAUAUUUAAACAGGAUAUGUUAAUGAGAAUUUUUGUAAGUUAAUUGUACACGUGGAAACUGAAGUAUCCAAUAUUCUUGGCUUGUGGUCUUCCAACCGAUACACAAUCAGAGUAACUUCCGAAACAUUAUUAAAUGAUGCAACGGUUUACUCACGCGUACUUAUCGGGAGUGCCCGACUAGUUUCUGACCCAACCGGAGUCCUUAAUCAUGAGCUGACGCGGAGGUCGCGAGUCGACUGCCCUGAAUUAGUCUUGCAAUCCCGAUAAAUACGCGUGAGUAAACCGUUGCAUCAUUUAAUAAUAUUAAUAGAUUUAGAUCACAGUCCAAGUAUAUUGGAGACAAGAAAUCAUUUUUUUAUGACUAUGAAGGGAUAUUUUUAUCUUUUUCUUUUGUAUAACGUUUUUUUUAAUCGAUGUUUUUAACUUGGUUCAGUUCAAGUCUUAUAUAGGUUAAGUGAAAAUCUGUUAAAACUAUACAACGGUUUCUUGAAAGUUGAUCAAUAUGAUAAUAAUGUUUUAACCGAUUUUUGCCACCAGUAGUGUCUCAAGACAUCAGCCAACAUAUUAUAGUGCACAAUUGUGCCCAAAAAUAUGUCUGCCCAACUAUUAAACGGUCAUUUUGAAUGUUUCGAGAUGAAAAGUCAGUCGUGUGAUUAAUUAAAACGAACUGUCAUUUAACAAAGGUAUAAAUGUCACCUCCAUCGAGGAUAUUACUAUCUCUGUUUACAAUGUCUCAUAUUCGUAUUAGAAUAAUGAGUUGAUCGUGUGACUCAUAGACACCCACUCCCUCGAGGGAGGAAAUGAGUAGUGUCAGACUUACUGACUAAGCCUGAACCGCCGUGCUACGUCAUUGUUUUUGUGUCGGUGUAUGGCAAUGCGUUGCAUCCACACCUUCAACACCCAUUGCGUACAGAGUUUUGUAGACAAUGCAAUGUUUUUAGUAUUGAUCAGCGUUCGAGAAACCGUUUCGUUUUAUAUUGUUUUUUUUUAUAUCAAUGCAAUUCUUUGUCUUUAUAACUAGUCGAAGUUAAUUAGCUGUGGGUCUAACUUCACGUAUUAAAGUAAUGCUUUGUGUGGAAGAGAGAUGCCGCUCUCCGCCGUGUAUAGCUCUGUCACACUUCCACAACCACUAAAAUAUUAUUUUAAGACGUGGUAGUAGUCCCUGACGGCAACCGUUUUGUUGCCUUUAAUACCUAACAAAUGAGAUUCCUUCAAACAUUUCUAUAUUGACAAUGAAAUAAUACGUAAAGUAUUUUAUCUCUCAGAUAUCUAAAAGUAUAACUUAAAAAACAAUUCAAAGCAACAUUAUUCUGGUCAAUAUAAAUGUAAAUUGAAGAUUUUAUUUUCGAGAAAUUCGUACUAAAUUUUGGAUUCGAAAAGUUUUAUACUUUCCGAGACCGAAACUAGUCGGUCCGUAUAAUCGCAUACAGAAACUUUUAACUCUAAAGAAGACUUUAAAAAAUAUUGAACCUUAUUUAAUAAAGUUACACCAGGACUUGACUUACUAUAUUUUCUAAACCCUUUAUAGUGUAUUUUAAGCAAGUUAAAAACCAGAAAAGAAUUCAUAAUUAUUUGUAUGUGAACUGAUUUUCGGAGAUACAGUGCGAAAAUACUCGGGUAUUCUCGAAAACGCAUUUUUAAAGUAACAAAUAAUUAUGAACAUAAGAAAUAGUUCUCCAAAAUGUUUAUAUAGUAAAAAGUAGUUUAAAAAAAUUGUUUCUAUAAUUCAAAAAUCAUUUUUAACGUCUAGGAAAACAUAUUCUAAAAUAUAGAUUAAUUUAUUAAUGAAAACGAUCGGCAUACUAUUAGUUGUAUUUAGUAUAGAAAUAACAAUUUGCUGUUGAAAAAGUUAAACCUUUUUUGAUGUGGUAACAUUACUGAACUUGUUAAAAAAGAGUAAUUCUACUUAAUAAAUAUUACAAAAUUCAUAUUUGUAAUAUCAAAAGCGAAAGUUUCGAUGUUUGUAUGUUUGUAAGUCUUUCAUACCAAAACGACUAGACAGAUUAUGAUGAAAUUUAACAGUAGUAUCGCUUAGGCAGUCAGAAUACUACUUAAGCUGUACAAGAGGUUUUUAAUGUAUUUUUUUUAACAAGAGUCGAAAACCACACAAAAUGGCAAGACUUUUUAAAAAGCAAACUGUGGAAAGCAUUUGAUGAAUAAAAUUAUAUAAACUAUCAAAUGUCUAUGAAAUUGGGUUUAAAAUCUGUGAUUAUGUUUCUUUUGUACACUAUUUGUGCUUUUCAAAUUUUUGUGAUGAUCUGCUAUAUCUUGUUGAGACAUAGACUAUGUAAUUAAUAUUUUCUGAUGAUAAAAAUUAACAUACAAUUUGAAAUAUGUGGUCGCUUAACCCCAUAUCCUCUCGGUUUCAGAUAUAGAUUAUUAUCAUCUAAAACUUUAAAUUCAAUAGUGUUAAGUUUAACCCUUUCAGCUGAGCAAAUUUUAUACCCCACUUUUUAUUUUGAGAAUUUAUAAUUUCAUAAGCAAUGGUCUAAAUAUUACACCAUUUUUUAUGAUAGCUAUGUCUUAACAAAGAUACAUUACUACAUACACUAAUAUUGUCUUUUCAGAGUUCAUUCUAUAGCUAUAGAGAGUAUAGAUUAAUAACAAUUAUAAGAAAUUGUGAUACAAACUGUGUUGGUUUCAACUUCCAGUCUUAUUGGUUUCAGACCUUAUGUUACAGCGCGACUUUACCCUACUCGGUCGACAAGCAUCUAUUUUACGUCGAUAUCCGCGUAGUACAAGCAUUCGUGGAUCACACAAAUGCUUGUCCUUCGCGGGGAUCGAACUUGCGACACGCCGCGCACAGUGGGUUUGGCGUGGUGACCUCAACCACUCGACUGUCUGUACAAUUCGAUUCUGUCAAUAGUAAGCUUAAGCUCUAUAACCCAUUGUUUGUGAUACAAAAUCAAAAUAAUUUACAUUUGACUAAACAAUAUUAGUGUAUGUAUAAAAUAUAAUAAAAAUGAAAAUUUUGUGUUUAUAUCGUAAGUGUUUUUUUAUAUAUUAUUCAAUAUAUAAGCGAACUCUGAUGAGGUGCUAAUAUUAUUGUAAUUUCCCCUUUUUUCUUGUAAUAAGUGUAUUUUUUAUUUUCUGUGUUCUUUUGAGGAUGUCUAGGGUGAUAAUAUUUUUUAAUUUAUAGCAAAAAACUUGCAGAAACAAUCCGUCAGCGAAUUAUCUUGCAAAUUGCUGUCAAAAUCUCAUUUCGUCUUUGUAGAUGUUAUUUUUAUAGCUAAAACGCAAAAUAAUUGCUGUCGCGUCGCUUUUCCUAGUUGGCUAACAAUAGUUAUCUGGUAAAAAGAUUGAAAUAAUGCUUUUUGAAAAAAGUUAAUUCAUUUUUUAUUGCUUUUUGAAUCUACAAUAUCCAUAAUUAUCAACGUAGUUAUAACCAUUACUUAUUAAUAAUAAUUUUAAAAUAUUUUUCCCCCUUCACAUCCUCAAACAAUGUUUUUUUUACAGUAAUUAAGUUAUUUUUAAUUAAUGUACGUCCAAUUCUUAUUUGUGUUUUUUAGUCUAGCAAUAGUAAUAAUAUAGGCUGUAUAAAUUUCAUGUCAACAUUAAAAAAAAACUUUAUUGUCUAUGGCUACAGUUUAUGCUUAAUAUGGUAACUGUUAUACUUUUAAUAAAUAAAUAAAAUAUUUUAACUGUUUAGAUUGAAACAGAGUCAAGUUAACCUAACUUGUAAGAUUUGAUUAAAAACAAGGGAAAGUAAAGUAAUUUUGUAAAACGGCCUACGUUAUAAGUAUAACAGUUAUCAUACUGAAAAUAUAAAUAAAUGUAUUAUUUCUACAUUUUAUUGUGUGUUAUAAUUCAGUCUAGUCGAAUAUUUUAUGAUUUUAUUCAUCUCAUAUAUAGUUACUCAUAUCGUACUUGCCUGCGUUGGAAUCGAACCUGCACCUAGUUCUUACAAACCCAUACUUGUAACCGCAAGACAACCACGACAUAUAUGGAUUAUGUAUGUCUUAUUUAUCAUAUAAUGUAUUAAGAUCUCAAACAUUUGAUUAGACUGACAAAUUAUAACAAUACCCCUCAUUUUGUGUCGAGGGUAAAAAAAAACUUUAUUCAAGUUAAAAUGCGUUUUUAAGUCUGAUGAUAAUGAUCUGAAAAAGAAUAUUGGCUAAACUAAAUUGUCUAUGGCUUUUAUCUUAAUUAUUUGGUGUCGGAAAUUCAAAAAAACAGUAUUAAAUUAUCUAUGGUUUGAUUUUUUUUAAAAACCUAUAUUAUACAGUAGUUAGUCGAAUGUAA
Molecule: messenger RNA, 7272 nt
Organism: Trichoplusia ni (cabbage looper)
Lineage: Eukaryota; Metazoa; Arthropoda; Insecta; Lepidoptera; Noctuidae
Product: CTD small phosphatase-like protein 2
Exons: 11
Coding region: 702-2762 (686 amino acids)
Molecular function (GO): phosphoprotein phosphatase activity
Source: RefSeq, a predicted model, not a curated record